Molecule: messenger RNA, 2088 nt
Organism: Nerophis ophidion (straightnose pipefish)
Lineage: Eukaryota; Metazoa; Chordata; Actinopteri; Syngnathiformes; Syngnathidae
Product: smoothelin-like protein 2
Exons: 13
Coding region: 363-1991 (542 amino acids)
Biological process (GO): actin cytoskeleton organization
Cellular component (GO): filamentous actin; microtubule organizing center
Molecular function (GO): protein binding
Source: RefSeq, a predicted model, not a curated record
ACCUGUUGCUCUCAAACACAAAUGAGCCACUGAGCUGGGGCAAAGACCGGGAUGGGACAGAAGCCAGUUCCUUGCGGAUGGUCGGUCUGAGCAUGCAUCCUUCCGUUUCAUUUAAGGAACCUGAUCCGAUUGUGUGAUGUUACCCUCCGUCAUGACUUGAUGUGGAGGUUUUUUUUCCAUUAUUUAUAAAUACCUUCUAAAUAGAAGCUAGAACAGAAAGAAGAGUCAAGUUGAAAGAAGUCCAAGAGCUUUGAUUAGACUUAAAAGUAGCUGGCAAAGACUUGUGAUCCUUUUAAUAGUUCAACCUGCUGGAUUCUAAGUAUGGACCAAAUUCAUCCAGGUGAGACUACCCGAAAAAAGCCAUGGACGAAUGCGCCAAAGGUCCCGCGGAGAAGCUGAUGAACGAGGCUGUGGCCCGCUUCAACACCACCUUGCAGGCGGCCGUGAAGGAAGUCCACGUGGACGUGAGCGCCUUCAAGCAGCGCAUCGAGCAGCGUGUCGAUGAAAUGAGCAGCUCCAACCGACCCCUGGUCGAAGCCGUUAACAUGCUUCAGGAGGAGAACCUGCUGCUGCGCUCCAAGCUGGAGGCCCUCAGUCGCCUGGUGGAGGGUCUGGCCGGGGUGCAGAUCGACAGGAGUUCCCCCGGUGGGUCGAACGGACUUAAGGAGAUGCAGUCCAGGAACCGGGAAGGCCAGAGGGGCCUGGUAGGUCUGGCUACAUCCUCUGAAGAGUCAAUCGGAUCUGCAUGGAGGGCGAAAAAACUGAUGGCCAUGAAUGGGGUGGAGACCAAGGUAACGGAACAGCGGAACGGAACGCAAGCCCAGGGGCAGCUUGGUGGUCUCUUCGAACCUCACCUUCCCAUCACCGCCGUGAAAAAAGUCAGCUCGGAAGCUCCGGCCGUCGCCCACUCUCCUGUUUCCGUGUCGAAAACCACGACGGAAACCACAGUGAAAUCGUUCAUACAUAAAACUGGUGUAGAAGAACCCCAGCCUCAUUUUCCAAUCACUGCCACGGCCCCGAAACUGUAUCAGGAAGUAGAUGCCGCCGUCAAAACCGCCUACAAAACGGAGGAUCCAGCUGGAUAUGUACCUCUGAGAAAGGGGGUACUCGGAGUAUCCCAGGAUCAAUCAUCCUUCAUAUCCCAAACUACUUCAGUCCAUCACGCCGUCACUGCGGCCUCAAAAUCCGAUCCAUCUUUACCAGAAUCCCAGACGGUCAAACCGAGAGAGUACCCGUUUCGCCGCGACGUCAGCAGUGAUCUCAAGCCAGCCUCGGUGAAGGCCAACAUGGAUUCGCCGCCAGCUGCUAGUCCGACAUUGCAGGAACCGUCGGUUAAACCAGGGGAGUACCCCUUUAAGAGAGCUCCACUUCUGAAGACAUCGAGUCCAACUCUAAAGAGAAGUGUGAGCUUCCCUCAGCCAGCAGAAAAACUUCUGCCCUCUAAAUCAAUCGUCAAAACAGGUUUCGACAACAAGAAAGCUAACCCGCCCAGCGUCGACUUCAAACCAGACCCAGUGAAGUCGCACACGCUUCCACGCCCCAGCGGGGCUCAGGCCAAGCGCGCCCUCUUCGAGAGGAUGAACUCGGAGCCGACAAAGCCGAAGGAUUCCAAACCCAAACUGAAGCGAUCCCAGAGUUUUGGAGUUUCCAGCGCUAGUGGUAUUAAGCAGAUCCUGCUGGAGUGGUGCCGCUCAAAAACCAUUGGAUACAAGAACAUCGACAUCCAGAAUUUCUCCUCCAGCUGGAGCGACGGAAUGGCUUUCUGUGCUCUGGUUCACUCCUUCUUCCCUCUGGAGUUUGACUACAACACGUUACAGCCCGCCAACCGCAAGCAGAACUUGCAAACGGCCUUCACUAUAGCGGAGAAACAAGCUGACUGUCUCCGUCUGAUCGAGGUGGACGACAUGCUGGAAAUGGGAGACAAGCCGGACCCCAUGUGUGUGUUUACAUAUGUCCAGUCCCUGUACAACCACUUGAAGACGUUUGAGUAACUCUGUAUCAGAGAUCUUCAUCACAAAGAUGCAUAUUGUUGUUUUGCUACAAUAUAUAACCAUCACCAUGAAUAAGCAAUCUUUUAUUUUGAAUUGA